Molecule: messenger RNA, 1812 nt
Organism: Xenopus tropicalis (tropical clawed frog)
Lineage: Eukaryota; Metazoa; Chordata; Amphibia; Anura; Pipidae
Product: cell wall protein DAN4-like
Exons: 7
Coding region: 1-1812 (603 amino acids)
Source: RefSeq, a predicted model, not a curated record
AUGUCUAAAAAGGAAUAUGUGGAGUCUGAAACAGGCAGAAAGCUGGAAAGUGAUGGUCAUCUGGACGAUUUCUGGGAAGAGUUAACAGACACUGGUCAGAAAAAAAGGCAGAAAAGAGAAGCGGAUGGGACUUCAGACAAAGUCACAAACAUAAGAGAGCUGCAACCACCUGUCAUUGAUGAAAACAGCAGUGUGCCAUCAACAUCAUCUGAGCCUGACUCAAGCAACAAUAUGCCAUCGUCAUCCCAGCGUGAUGUGAGUGGUACCAUGUCACCAUCACCUGAGCCUGAUACAAGCAGUACUGUGCCACCAUCUUCCCAGCCUGAUGUGAGUGAUACCGUAUCACCAUCAUCUGAGCCUGAUAUGAGCAGUACUGUGCCACCAUCUUCCCAGUCUGAUGUGAGUAAAACCGUAUCACCAUCAUCUGAGCCUGAUACGAGCAGUACUGUGCCACCAUCUUCCCAGUCUGAUCCUUCAACAACUGACUCUGUGUCAUCAACAUCACAGCCUUCAACAACUGACUCUGUGUCAUCAACAUCCCAGCCUUCAACAAUUAGCACUGUGUCACCAACAUCCCGGUCUUCAACAAUUAGCACUGUGUCACCAACAUCACAGCCUUCAGCAAUUAGUACUGUGUCACCAACAUCCCAGCCUUCAAUAAUUAGCACUGAGCCAUCAACAUCCCAGCCUUCAACAAUUAUCACUGAGCCAUCAACAUCCCAGCCUUCAACAAUUAGCACUGUGUCACCAACAUCCCGGCCUUCAAUAAUUAGCACUGUGUCACCAACAUCCCAGCCUUCAACAAUUAGCACUGUGUCACCAACAUCCCAGCCUUCAACAAUUAGCACUGUGUCACCAACAUCCCAGCCUUCAACAAUUAGCACUGUGUCACCAACAUCCCAGCAUUCAACAAUUAGCACUGUGUCAACAACAUCCCGGCCUUCAAUAAUUAGCACUGUGUCAACAACAUCCCAGCCUUCAACAAUUAGCACUGUGUCAACAACAUCCCGGCCUUCAACAAUUAGCACUGUGUCAACAACAUCCCGGCCUUCAACAAUUAGCACUGUGUCAACAACAUCCCGGCCUUCAACAAUUAGCACUGUGUCAACAACAUCCCGGCCUUCAACAAUUAGCACUGUGUCAACAACAUCCCGGCCUUCAAUAAUUAGCACUGUGUCAACAACAUCACAGCCUACAACAAUUAGCACUGUGUCAACAACAUCCCGGCCUUCAACAAUUAUCACUAAGUUAUCAACAUCCCAGCCUUCAACAGUUAGCACUGUGCCUUUACGUACAACGUCUCGGAGUACCACAUCUUCUACCACACAACCACAAUGUCAAAAUGGAGGAACCCAUGAUGGUAUAAAAUGCAUUUGUUUAGAUGAAUUUAUUGGGCCGAAGUGCGAGUUUAUAUUGGACAGAAUUCCUAUUAGUAAAGUUGAAACUUCCGUCAUCGUGACAUUGAGAAUCACCAGCGAGGAGUUUACUGAAAGCCUAACGGAUAACUCCACUACAGAAUAUAAGGAAUUUGAGACCAACUUUAAAGAGGAGAUGAAAAAUGUUUAUAGUAAUAUUCCAGGAUUCAAAGAAGUCAUCAUCCUUUCAAUCAAGAAUGGCAGUAUCAUUGUGGAUCACGAUGUGGUGGUAGAGAUAAACUUAAAUGAAAACGCCACCAUCGAGGAGCAGUACAAAAAGAUAUCUGAAGAAGUGGAGACUGAGUUGAAGUCCAACUGCACAAAUUGCAGUCUGAGUAUUGAUACAAAUUCCAUCCAGGUCCAGAAUAAAGAGCCACCAAAUGUACAAGGCAAGUGA